AGGAUGAUUAUUAUUAUUUUUUAAUGUUUGAAACAUGGAAUAGGUUGAACAGAAGUGGGACAAGAGUUGUAUAUAUGUGUGUUCCGGCACAUAAAAAGUAUAAACGGGAAUGAAAGAGGGCAUGGUUGCACUUGCUAAAUGAUCAAUGGCUGGUAGUAUCUCUCGGUAUGGGUGAGGUCAAGGCCUAUAUAAAGAAUGUAGUUAAAGUUGAAUGCGUUGCCUGGAGUGGACGGCGCACAUAAUGUCAUCCAUAUAAUAUUUUUAAAAAGGGUGGCAUGAACGUAGUGAAUAGAAAUAGAUGAUAAUAAACAAGUAUAUCAGUAUGAUUAGGACAUCCUGCAUUUUGUGGGUCGUUGCAUUUGAUUGUUAAACAUUAAUCUGUUUUUUGUGAACGUGAAAAAGAGAGAGAAAGUGUUGUACCUGUUAUUUGUUUGUUUGCUAUGAGAGCACCAGGGAAAAACAAUGUGAAGAGUUAAGAAAAAGAGAUAUGAUGUUUAACCUUAGAAAUGUGCUGAGGACUAAAGAUCAGUUUGAAGCUCAACUUCAGUUUUUGAAAGAAACAGUGUUCAGAAAGAUAAUUUAGUGUUUCUUUGAUUUUAUUGGUUCCCUAGAAUUGUGCUUUGGGAACAAGCGUACUUUAUUCACACUCCAGCACAGUAGGUGUCGUAAUGCACCAUGUUCGACAGGGAAAAAGUGGAACUUCCUUGCCAAGACAAUUGUUCCUGCUCGGGAUCAAAUAACAGACGGACAUGUCCGUUUGCGAAAAAACAUACGUUAGAAACAUUUUGUUACUGUUGCAACAAUUAACGAUUCUCACGAACAGUCUGUUAUAAAUACAAUACUGUAUUGGUAAAUUACAUCUUGUAACGAAGUCUUAUUUCAGGGUACUUUGCUAAGCAUCGUGCCAACUGUGUUGAAUACGAUUUGAAGAAAUCCAUUCAAGAAACGUAAGUAUAAAUAUACGCUGUUGUGUAAAUGCUGGGAAAUAGGAUUGCUUUAGUCUAGACAGCUGAAAUUUGAUUCCAGAAAUGGCUAGCAGUCGCAGUGUAGACAUGGAUCCUGACGUUGCUCGGAGGCUGUUUCAUGAGGGGGCCACCCUGGUGUUGCUGGGAGUCCCUCAGGGCACAGAAUUUGGCAUUGACUGCAAGUGUUGGAAGGUUGGCCCCCGCUUUCGGGGUGUUAAGAUGAUCCCCCCAGGACUGCACUUUCUCCACUACUGCUCUGUCAAUCCACCGAGCUGUGGAGGAGAAGUUGGCCCAAAGACCGGCUUGUUCCUCAGUCUCAAACCCAGAGACAUCUUGUUGGCUAACUGGAACCCUAAAGAAGAGGAUCUGGACUUCUCUGCCUCCCAGAACGAGGAGGAAGUGAGCAGAAUCAGAGCGAACCUGCAGGACCUGGACCCUUACCUCGGACCUUAUCCCUAUGAGGUGAUGAGGAAGUGGGUGUCCCUCACGAACCGACUGAACGAGGAGGUGGCCAACAACUUGCAGCCGCUCUCGGGCCGGGUCUGUGCCUUCAGCGACGUUAUCCCCGAGACCAAUUUCCGACAUACCAAGGACCGAGCCGAGCAGCCGAGGAACGACACGGCCUGCCAGACCAUGAGGGAGGGACUGGACAGGCUUCCCAAGAUGAAGCUGCGGGAGGGGACACAAUUGCGCCUCUCUGUCAUCCCAGAGAAGACUUACCCACCUGGGGCCACGCCCGCCCAGAUCACACAGUGCAGCCUGGACCUCACCUACGCCCUGGAGACUCUGCUCGACAAGAAUUACCAGCAGACGCCUCUCGACCUGCUCGGUGAGCUGCAGUUUGCCUUUGUCUGCUUCGUGGUCGGAAACGUGUACGAGGGCUUUGAGCAUUGGAAAAGUCUUCUGAGCCUGCUGUGUCGAGCAGAGGCGGCCAUGCAGAGGCACAAGGAGCUCUACCUGGAGCUCAUUGCCGUACUCUACCACCAGCUGGGAGAAAUCCCUCCUGACUUCUUUGUGGACAUUGUGUCUCAGAACAACUUCCUCACUUCCACGCUGCAGGACUUCUUCCAGUUGGCCACUGGGCCCAGUGUGGACGAAGCGCUACGCAAGAGAGCAGAGAAGUUCAAAGCCCACCUUACCAAGAAGUUUUCCUGGGAUUUCGAUGCAGACUUGGACGAGUGCGCGCCUGUGGUGGUGGAUCUUCCCGAAGGUUUUACUGUGGACUGAUUUGACGCUCACUGGAAGAUUAGGCAAGCUCGAGCUUCCAUGUCAGAUAGGUGUCCCUCACCAAAGGCUGGUGUGGAAACCUGUACAUUGUUGUGGUCAUUGAUCUUUCAUCUUGUACACAACAUUGGUGCUCGGUGGUGGGUUACAGGUGUUGUCAGCAGUGUUUUUAAGGUCUCAUAUGAAACAUGUUAUAAUCUUUGCAACUUCAUGUCUAUAGAUCUGGAAUUUCCAGACAGUCUGUAUGCUUUCAAAGACGUUUCAUGUAAAUCUAAAAAUAAAAAGAAAUAACAAUAAACCAA
Messenger RNA from Hippocampus zosterae (dwarf seahorse), 2491 nucleotides. It is a transcript of the gene aar2, whose product is annotated as AAR2 splicing factor. NCBI's taxonomy places the organism in Eukaryota, Metazoa, Chordata, Actinopteri, Syngnathiformes, Syngnathidae. Gene Ontology annotation, biological process: spliceosomal tri-snRNP complex assembly. Bases 1029 to 2192 code for a protein of 387 amino acids. The transcript has 3 exons. The record is from RefSeq and is a predicted model, not a curated record.